This is a messenger RNA of Meleagris gallopavo (turkey), 750 nucleotides long. Lineage: Eukaryota; Metazoa; Chordata; Aves; Galliformes; Phasianidae. The record is from RefSeq and is a predicted model, not a curated record.
CAUCCCAUUCCAUCCCAUCCCAUCCCAUCCCAUCCCAUCCCCAUCCCAUUCCCUGACCCCAUGUCAGCACUGCCUCCAACCCGCAGGUCACGGACACGGCAAUGCCUCAUGGGGUGAUGCUGGUGACCGCUGCAGUGGGCAGCCCUUCCAGGCCAUCACCUCCGAUGACAGUGGUCGCAUCUACGCCUUCCGUGGUGGGCUGUCAUUCCGGCUGGACUCCUGGAGGGAUGGGUGGCACGCGUGGCCGCAGGCACACAGCUGGCCGGGCCUGCAGGGUGACGUGGAUGCCGCCUUCUCCUGGGAUAAGCGCAUGUAUCUGAUCCAGGGCUCGCAGGUCUUCAUCUACCUCUCAGGUAGAGGCGGCCACCAGCAGGUCGAGGGGUACCCACGGGCUCUGCAGGAGGAGCUGGGGGUCCCCAAGGCAGAUGCUGCCUUCACUUGCCCCGGAUCCGCAGAGCUCUACAUCAUCACAGGGGACCGUGUGCGGCGUGUGGACUUGACGCAGAGCCCGCGGCGUGCAGAUGAGCCGCAGCCUCUGCCCCACGAUGACGUGGAUGGAGCCAUGUGCACAGCUGAUGGCAUCUACCUGCUGCAUGGGGGCAGCUACCAUCUCUACAGGGACGUGGCUGAGCUGCUGGCUGCCCGCCUGCCCGCAGCCCCCCGCAGCAUCGCUGCCGAUCUGUUCCACUGCGCACAGUGAGCGCAGCCCCCCACCCCACAGGGUGCAAUAAAGGCUAUGGAGUCCCUGCC